Rosa chinensis is the source of this 904-nucleotide messenger RNA. Its product is annotated as flavonoid 3',5'-methyltransferase. Bases 94 to 831 code for a protein of 245 amino acids. Lineage: Eukaryota; Viridiplantae; Streptophyta; Magnoliopsida; Rosales; Rosaceae. The transcript has 5 exons. The record is from RefSeq and is a predicted model, not a curated record. Gene Ontology annotation, molecular function: O-methyltransferase activity; S-adenosylmethionine-dependent methyltransferase activity.
AUGCAUAUUUGAUUUCUCACUAGCUUCUUCACUUAUAUGUAGAAGAUCGAUCAUUGCUGGUUAUAAUUUGCAAUAGUAAUUUGUUCAGAUAUCAUGGCAGCAGCUACGAAAGAAGAGAAGUUCGAUCAUCUGGUCUUAGAAAACAAGAACUUGUUCCGAAGCCAUGCCCUUCUCAAGUACAUCCUGGAAACCAGCUGUUACCCGAGAGAACACGAGCAAUUGAAGCAACUUAGGGAAGCCACGGUCAAGAAAUAUGAGCAGCUGUGUAUUAUGAAUGUGCCUGUUGAUGAAGGUCUGCUUGUUUCCAUGCUUCUGAAGAUCAUGAAUGCGAAGAAGACAUUGGAGUUAGGGGUAUUCACUGGUUAUUCACUUCUCACUACUGCUCUUGCACUUCCUGCUGAUGGCAAAAUAAUAGCAAUCGAUCAGGAUAAAGAAGCGUACGAGGUUGGAUUGCCAUUCAUCAGAAAGGCCGGGGUGGAGCAUAAGAUUGACUUCUAUCAAUCAAAUGCCUUGUUAUUCCUAAGUGAUCUCAUUAACAGUGGAAAGGAAGAAGGCAGCUUUGAUUUUGCGUUUGUGGAUGCUGAUAAGAACAACUACAUCAAAUAUCAUGAACUGCUACUGAAGCUUGUCAAGGUUGGAGGAAUAAUAGCUUAUGACAACACCCUGUGGUUUGGCUCAGUAGCAGAACCUGAGGAGGAGGGGGCUGAAUACUUCAGGGAAAUCAGCCGUCAUUUGAAGGAACUGAACAGCUUCCUAGCCGCAGAUCCCCGUAUUGAAUUAGUUCUUCUUUCCGUCGGAGAUGGGCUCACCCUCUGCAGGCGCCUAUAUUAGAAUCAGCAAGCUGCUGCUACUAUAUGUUUUUUUUUUUUUUUUUAAAAGAAGAGAGCUUGAAAUAGAAAUACUU